Molecule: messenger RNA, 2597 nt
Organism: Chlamydomonas reinhardtii
Lineage: Eukaryota; Viridiplantae; Chlorophyta; Chlorophyceae; Chlamydomonadales; Chlamydomonadaceae
Exons: 7
Coding region: 745-1890 (381 amino acids)
Molecular function (GO): delta(3,5)-delta(2,4)-dienoyl-CoA isomerase activity
Source: RefSeq, a predicted model, not a curated record
AUCGACCGGUCCGCCAUGCGCGCCGAUUUCGAGGGCGACUCAAGCAGCUGCGCGCCCAGUCGCGGUCGCCAGAGUACCUCGACCUAUACUAUGUCUCCGCCUAUUGUCUCAAACAAAUGCAAUUACGUACAUACAUACAAGGGACCAACAUUUCGUCUGACCCGGACGCUUCCCGUCUAGUGCGCGUGCAGCAGGACAACCGUGAACAACUAUGCAUGCGGGCUGGGCCUGUACCUGUCAUGAAGGGGACAACCCUCCCGUACCACUUAUUAACUCAACACAUCUUGGCACUGCGCGGCGGUGCCGGCACAGACAAAUGCGUCAUCUGACGCGGCACGCGCCGUGCGUGCUGCGGCGCGGGCGGCGGUCCCGCCGCUGGCUCAUCUUUCAAGUCCAUGCUGUAGGCCUACCAGAAACACAACUUGACAGCGUUUGAAUGAAUUUAUGGAGGAAGGCGUUGCCCGGGGGGAGGAUUUGGACAGUGGCAGUCGUUUACGGUAUUUACGGUCGAUGCAUCGCACCGCCCUUAUAAGGGACUCCGAGACGCUUUCAAUGUUAUCUGUGCCCCUUGUGUCACAAGUUUGAAACAACAAAGAGAGAUAGCUGUGCAGACGCUGCCGAUCCUGCAAGUCUUCAUGAACUUGCUGGCAGCAACUGGCACACUGGCCUGCUUCCUUGUUGCAUCCAAACAGAAAUAGCUUGUAUUUACAAUAAUCAUACGUUACCUGUGUAGCAGUCAGCAACAUGGCGCUUCCGGACUCCCAAACGCCACAUUUGCGCUCGCAGCUACCUGGAUACACUUCAAUUGUUGCCGGGCACGUCGCGAAAGCCCCACGAGUGGCAUAUCUGGAGCUGGCGCGGCCGGCGAAGCAUAACUGCUUUCACGAGGCGCUCUGGGAGGAGUUCCCUAGGGCAGUCCGCGAGCUGGACCAGCACCAAGACACGCGCGUGAUCGUGGUGGCGGCCCAGGGCGCUAACUUCUGUGCCGGCAUAGACGUGGGCUACCUGCAGCGCAACUUCCUGGCAGUCACAGGGCCACUACUGCCCCCCCGGGCCGCAGCCGCGACAGCAGCACCCCCAGCAGGAGCGGCAGGGACAGCAGCAGCAGCAGCAGCAGCAGCAGCAGCAGCAGCAGCAGCAGCAGCAGCAGCAGCAGCAGCAGGAGCGGCAGGGGCACCAGGCGGGCCGCCGCCUCCGCCCUCGCAGUGUCCGGGCACGCAGCGGGCGGCCAUGCGCCGCAACAUCCUGGUGCUGCAGGCCGCCUACACGGCGCUGGAGGAGGCGGCCUGCCCCGUGCUGGCGGCGGUGCACGGCCGCUGCAUAGGCGGCGGUGUGGACCUGGUCACGGCCUGCGACGUGCGCCUGUGUAGCGCCGACGCCACGUUCUGCGUCAAGGAGGUGGACCUGGCCAUCCCUGCCGACCUGGGCACCCUGCAGCGCCUGCCGCACAUAGUGGGACACGCGGCGGCCAUGGACCUCGCGCUCACGGCGCGCACGGUGGGCGCGGCGGAGGCGCACCGCCUGGGCCUGGUCAGUAGCGUGGCGGCGCCGCCUGAAGGGGAGGACGAGAAGGCGGCGGCAGGCGGCGGCGGCGGCGGCGGCGACGGGCGGGCGGCGGUGCAGGCGGCGGCGUUGAAGCUGGCGGCGGCGAUUGCGGCCAAGCCGCGGCUGGCGGUGCAGGGGACCAAGCGGGUGCUGCUGCACAGCCGGGACAGCCCGCGUGUGUCGGGGGGGCUGGACUACGUGGCCACCUGGAACAGCGCGCAGCUGCUCAGCGACGACCUGGCGGCAGUGCUGGCUGCAGGCGCAGGGGGAGGAGCAGGGGGACGGGGAGCGGGAGCAGGAGCGGGGGGCGGCGCGGCGGGCAAGCAGGCGCGGAGCAAGCUGUGAGCGAGGGGGCCUCGAAGUGGGCUUGAGGCGGGCAGGGAGAGCGACAGGGGGAGCGGCAGGGGGAGCGGCAGGGAGCGGUCAGCAUCCACGUACUGGAAGCGAACCGGUCGGAGAGGGCUCCUGGGGUUGUGUGACCUAGGCGUGUGUGUGUGUGUGUGUGUGUGUGUGUGUGUGUGUGUGCGCGUCGCUACAACGUAAGGCAUGGUGGUACGGUGUGGCAAGUGGCAUGUAAAAUGACGGUGUCUGCUGGCACGGCUGCUGUUGCUGGGGUUGCGGCCGUACGCAUACCGUACAGGUAUGGUGUUGGCGAGCGAGGUGGGCGGGCCGGCACCGCGGGUCACUGCGCUGAGGAGGUGCGGAGGUGCUUGACGCAGGACGAGUUUGGAAGGCGUAGGCCAGGCAUCAACAGUAGUUUUACAGGAUUCGUUGGAUGUGGUCGACUUGUGACACAUCUUUCUUUGUGUUGCAGUUGUCCUGCUGGUGCUGCGAUAGCCCCAAGCACAGCCCUAAGUAUCCAUGCAGUUGUUGCUGCAGACUUUGUCAUACCCCUCGGGUGUCAUGCAUUCACGUAAGCAAUGCGCGCCUCCGGCUCUAUCUAAGCCGUCUCAGACCUUAUUGUCACUCUCAUCUCAUGCUCUCGGUCCUCAGUUCUUAAUGCCGCCCCGGAUGCUCAACACAAUGGUGCAUCGUAUCUAUGGGCUCACGGC